Messenger RNA from Melanotaenia boesemani (Boeseman's rainbowfish), 4180 nucleotides. RefSeq names its product SH3 domain and tetratricopeptide repeat-containing protein 1. The transcript has 19 exons. The record is from RefSeq and is a predicted model, not a curated record. Gene Ontology annotation, molecular function: protein binding. Lineage: Eukaryota; Metazoa; Chordata; Actinopteri; Atheriniformes; Melanotaeniidae. The coding region runs from base 60 to 3983 and encodes 1307 amino acids.
UAUAGUUUUGUUGCUCUGAUCGGAGACAUAUCUGAGAGUCAGCUAAGCCACAACUGGAAAUGUCGCUCAGGUUUUCCCGGGACUCUGGCUGCGUCUCAUACCGAAGACAGACGUCUGCGGACGGCCAGCAGCAGCGACAGCAGCGGCGGCACGUGCCGGAGAAACCCCGCCGACAGAGCAGCUCCGUGUACGGUUUCUCCAGAGAUGCUACAAGUUUAAAGAAACCUUUGUCAGCAUGUGAAGAAAACUUCCCAACAGUGCUGCCUGUGCUGCUGGACGUGGUAAGAGGUCCCAAUCAUCUUCCUGCUGAUGAGGCGUCCCAGGAGAUGCUGAGAGGGAAACUAUGUCUUCUCCAGGCUGACAGCACUGAGGUCAACAGUCUGCUCACGGAGUUGUCCACUCAUCUCGUCUCAAUCAGCAGUGAAGACAAAGCCAUUUAUGUCACCUUUCAAACAUUUGAGGAAAUCUGGAAAUUCACCACAUAUUACAUGAUAGGUUUUGUUGGUCACUGUUUGGAGAACAUCCUGUUUGACCCGGUGGUGUGGCUCAGUUUUCUGGAGGAGGACAUCACCAUUGAGGUCUCCAUUCAGGAAGAAACUCUUCACCUUAUCUACAAUGGUGUCCUCAUGCAAGAAGGUUCAUUGUUUGCAAGUUGUACUUCCAGCCAGAUGUUUGACAGCUCCACCUCUGGAGGAGACCUGUACCUGGAGCAGGGAGACAUUGCCCAGUUUGAACCUCCCUUUCUGGGCUCAGGGUGGACCGUCCUCUGCCUUGCUGAUGGAGCCCGGGGCACCACACCCAGACUUGCUUUGGAACCAGUCAUUCCUUUUCAUCAAUGGUUCCUUAAAUCCUGUCCAGACAGCAUUCUGGUUGGUGAUGGGAAACCUGCCUGUGAUUUCCCUCUGCAGUUUGCCAGAGGAACAUGUCUGGCCAUAGUGGAGUAUGUUGCUGAGGGCCCAGAUGAGCUGAGUCUGGUUCCUGGUGAUCGCAUCAUCAUUGUUGGACUUCUGGUGUCUUGCUUUGAUUGGUUUACUGGCCGGAAGGAGUCAACAGGAGAAAUUGGUCUGGUAAAGACAACCUUGGUAAAACCGUCCGCUGAAACCUUGGACUCAGCAGAUAUCUUUUUGGAUGGAGAGGAGUGGAUGUUCUCCAGCCAGCUAGAGGACGAAAUCAUAGAAGAAGCUAUGGAUAAGUUAAAGAAGAAAUCAGAGAAUGACUUUGGUCAGACUCAGAACUACAAACUGGACAUGAUCGCUUCCCUAAACUGUGAAAAGAAAACAUCUCUUAGUUCUUAUUGCAACACCAAUCAUCAGCAGAUGGAGCUGAAGGAGAAUAUUCGGAGGAUUCUCUCUCAGGCUGAACGUUCAUCACCAAAUUCCUCUGACACCAAAGAGAAGGUGGAGGACUCGAGAAUUGGAAGCUCGCCUUGUUUCAGCGUUCACCAGGUUUCAGAUGGAAACAACAACACAGAGAACUUUCUUCCUCUCUUCUCCUUUCUGGAAAGACAGGAUUAUAGAGAGGAGUUUGGUCUCCUGUAUGGACCGGCGCUCUACUCCAUCUUCACCGGUUACUCUGAUGAGGAUGAGCUGGUCACUUUUCUGGGCGUUGCCAGGGAAACCGCCAGGAAGAGAUGUCUGUUCUGGACACAGACUCGUUUGUGCUUUCUUUUGGGUAAACUGUGUGCUGGGAAGUCAAAGUUCAGCCAGGCCCGGGUUUACUUUGAAGAGGCCCUUGGCGUUCCUCGGGAAGGCUUCACCGACUUCCGGCUAUUGGCUGGAAUCUUCUCCCACCUGGCUGCUGUUUAUAUUUUACAGAAGAACAAAGAAAGUUUCUUUGCUGUAGCAGAGCGACUCGCUGCCCUGCUCAUGGGAAUCCUGGACUGUGUGAAAAGCUUAGGGGAUACUUCUGUUCUGAAAUACAUCCUGAAGAAAGCCGUUCUCUGUCAACAGAAGCAAGUCGAGGCUCGGGCGUGUUACCUGCUCGCCAGACAUCACUGGAACUGUGACGAGGCCGAUCUUGUUGUCCCGUACCUGGAGAGGCUGCUUGCUAUUGGGUGUGAAGCUCAGAAAACUUGGAGCGUUGCUCCAAGUUCUGGAUACCUGACUCUGGGACAACUUUACAGCAAACUGCAGCUUUACCACCUUAGUGUUGGCUCAGCGAAGAGAGCGUCUCUGCAGCCAUCCCUUACUCUGCCCCACUGCCUCGGAAGCAUGAUGCUUGUUUUGGACAGCAUGGACGGACAUGGAAAGGAAACCUCUCUUCUUCCUCAAGUGGCUCCAUAUUUCCAGAAAGUCCUCUCUGUUACUAUGGACCAAGGAGGAGAAAGUGUCCUCCAGCAUGUGUUGAGUCAUCAGCUCACCCUUUCUCUCUGCCAGCUCCUUUACAAACACAGACGGGUUGACCAGGCGAUAAACCACAUGCUGUCUCUCAUCAACAACAGUCCAUCUUCAGACCAGGUCCCGGUCCCACCUUCCGAGAUGAACGGUGCUCUCAUCUGGUUUGCAUGGCUUCAUAUCAACAACAACCAGCCUGACACUGCUUUGGAUAUCCUUGACUCGAUUCUAGCAUCCAUGUCUGGACACUGCAGAUCCCCUCAGGAAGGGAUGGUUCUGAACAUGCGAGGUGUGGCUCUUCGAUGUGUGGGGGACCACCGGGGGGCAGCAGAGAGCUACCAGGCUGCUGCUGAAAUCUGUAAGGAGAAUGAAGACAUGCCAAACUGGGCUGUAGCUCGGGCUAACUUGGGGUUGCUGUGUUUGAAGGCUGGGGCUAAAGGAUUAGCUCUGAGGUAUCUGACUGAGGCUGUGCAGCUCUUCUCCGAGAUCAGUAAUGAAGGUUGUGAUGAGAACUUCAUCACAGUGAUGCUGGAGCUGGGACAACUCUAUGUGAUACAGCAGCAACUGGACUAUGGAAGAGGAUGCUAUGAGUGGGCUCUACUUUUGGCUAUCAGAGCCAACCUGUUAGAAAGUCAGCUUAAAGCAUGCAGACAUCUGUGUCAUCUGUAUGGCCAUGAGAGUCCAGACCAGGCCCAGUGUAUCAUCUACAACCAGCACCAGGUCCAGUUGUUCAGAAGUACUGGAGACAAAAGAAAGGAGGGAGACAUGCUGGAAGUCAUUAGUCAACUUUACCUCAGUCUGAACACAGAUAGGGUUUACCGAACUGCUCUGGACUACACUAAGAGCAGUCUGGCUAUUUUCAUUGACCUGGGCUGCAAGGAGAAAGAAGCAUAUGGCUGGUUGAAGGCAGGCAGGAUCUACCAACUACUCGGCCAAACCGAGCUGGUGGACAUCCAUGUUCAGGCAGCCCAGGAAGUUUCUCUCAGCACUGGAGAUACUAGCUUCAUCCUGAAACUUCUGGAAGAUGCAGGAGACAUUUUUUUUAACAGCUGCCAGGACCGAGACAAGGCCAUUACCUUCUACAGGGAUCGUGCUCUGCCCAUCGCAGUGAAGAGCAGCAGUGCUCGUACCAGGCUGAGGUUGUGUAAUAAACUGACUGAACUCAUGUUCUUUCUCAAGCUGUAUGCAGAAGCUGUAGAGUUUGCUAAGACUGCAGCGGACAUCAGCAUCUCCCUGGGCGAGCGUCUAAAUGAGCGAGUAUCGUACCACCGACUGGCCUCUCUGUACCGCUGUCUGCAGCAGCCUGAACUGGCUGAACACUAUUACCUGAAGGCUCUCAGUCUCUGUCCAACACCUCUGCAGUUUGAUGAGGAAACGCUGUAUUAUGUGAAGGUGUACCAGACACUGGGAGACAUCAUCUUCUGUGAUCUGAAGGACCCGUUUGAUGCUGCUGGGUACUACCACCUGGCUCUGGCUGCAGCCAUGGAUCUGGGUGACAAGAGGUCUCAGCUGCAGCUGUGCACCCGCUUGGCCACUAUUUACCACAAUUUCAUAGUAGACCGGGAGCUCUCCCUCUUCUUUUACCAGAAGGCUCGUGGAUUUGCUGCAGAGCUGAAUGUUAGAAGGAUUAACAUUUCAUCGGAUCAGUAGAGUGGCAGCAUAUCCCAGCACCAGACAUCUGGACCGUAGGACAGACCUCCACCUCCAGCUGGUGAUUUACUACAUGUUAUAUUUUGGACAUUCUUCACCAGCUGUGGUUAGAAUACAAGCUCAGUAUCUUUAAUUACUCUGGUGACUGUCAAGAAGACUGAAGGAAAAUGUUCCUGGACCUGGAUCUGUUGCUUUAA